Psylliodes chrysocephalus is the source of this 3034-nucleotide messenger RNA. The record is from the annotation of a GenBank genome assembly. Lineage: Eukaryota; Metazoa; Arthropoda; Insecta; Coleoptera; Chrysomelidae.
AAUAUCUGAAAUAUUCAAACAAGAUUAGAUAAAAUCUCCUAUAAUGGGGAACAUUAGUUUGGAAGAAGCUAUUGUUACAAUUAUUCUGUUUUAAAAUCUUAAAACGGUUUUAUCUUUCGAUUUGUGUUUUUUUUUUUAAAGAAUGUUAAGAACCGAAUACGACAAAAUUGAUCAUGUGUCGGAAGAAAAGGAACGAGAACUUCUAGAAGGUUACUCGCGUAAUCUUAGAAGGAAAUCAGUACUUAGUCCAAGAAUGUUGAAACCGCCAGGUGAUGAUUUGGAAGCUGCGGCUAAUUCCCCAGCCAAUUCCAUAACUUCCGUUAAUUCAAUAGCUAGUUUACUUAGAGAAAAAAUUCAGAAUCUUCCGCAGACAUUUAGAAAAAAGAAAUCCCCGGAAUACAAAACCAAAAUAUUCGUCGGAUUAUUGUUUAUUGCAAUUAUCGUUCUUAUAGUAACGGCAUACUUUUUAUAUCACCAAAAAGUAUUAGCGAAAGUAUACUUUGGAAAAAUGAAACUGAAUAAAGCGAAACGGACGUUAAAGAUAUACAAUAAGGACGGGGUGGAUAUAGUACAGCUAUCUUUAGGAACCACAAUCAACUACGAUAAUGUGUUGCCUUGCCUUCCCAUGGAUGUCAGAGAUGAUGGAAGUUUGUGUUUGGAAUGGAUGCACAGAGCUAGGUUAUACUUGAAUUUUGCUGACUUGGGAACGGACGUAAAAUGUUACAACUUACAGUGGAUCUCCCUCUCGGAAAAUUUAUUUCCAACGGAUUGCUUCGAUAUGUCAAACGCCCACUGGUACGGAGGCGGGCAAACUGCCGAAAAUGCUUGGCCUCUGGAGAAAGGAAGCUUCUUCUACCAACCCAUUAUUACAGGAAACAUAGAAACCCAUGAAUGGGGAAACGUCGUAAAGCGGUAUUUCAUCAAUUCUAAAGGAGCUGCCAUCAUAAUAAACGAUAAGACGCCGUUGUACAUUUCGAUAAAAGAUGCCCCCAAGAAAGAGUUCUGCCUCCGAGCACAAUAUGACAACUUUGCGUUCGUUAACAGAUUUACAACCACCGCGCAACUCAAUUACAGUAUUUGCACCAGUUCCAACAUGACUCAAUUACACGAAUUUCUUAGCGAGCACACGCUUUGGGACGGACUGAAAAAAGAAGACGAAAAUAUAAUUGAUUAUUUCUUGAAAGAACCGGUCUGGGAAAUGCCCGAAUCUAAAGAAUAUUUAACUCAAGACGCAAUUGAUCAGUACACAACCAACAUAACCAACUCAGUGGCAAUUUUAAAACAAGGCCACGUUUUAAUCAACGAAUUUUGGCAAGACCAAGUCGGAAAUUUCGAAUUGGACCCAGACAGAUUUCCUUCUUUCGAAACGGUAAUGGAAAAACUCACCAGGAGAGGAUUCAGAGUGGUAUUCACUAUUCAACCGUUUAUUUCGACAGAAAGUUUCAAUUUUGCUGAGGCGGUUAGAAAAAAAUUACUUAUCUCGGAACGAUUCAACGAUAGAAGAAUCCCAGCUUUGACGAAAUAUAAAACUGUGCAAAGUGCUGGCGUGCUCGAUAUCACCAACAACCGUACGGUGUCUUGGUUAUUAGAGAAACUGAAAAAAGUCAAAAAUACUUAUAAAAUUGAUGCUUUUUACUUAGAUUUGGGCGUCGCUUACAAUAUGCCGCAUUACUAUCAAUGCGAAAAAGCUUUAUUAAACCCUGAUGAGUACAAGACAAUGUUCGUGAAUAUUCUGCAAGGUGAAGUUCCUCUCUUUGGAGUGAACAGUGCGAUUGUAAGACCAAAAUCGCCGAGUUUUGUGGUAUUACCGGAAUUCGAAUUCUCCUGGCAAGGGUUGCAAAAAAUUAUUCCCACAAUUCUGACCUACGGAAUAUUGGGGUAUCCUUUUUUGAUACCGGGUGCAGUUGGCGGUGACUAUCCUGGUCCUGAGACUAUGUCAUUGAUGAACGAAACUGAUGAUGUCUUACUUGAUCCGGAAUUGUAUAUCAGAUGGUUACAAUUAUCGGCGUUUUUACCAGUUGUUAGAUAUCGACAUUUGCCCAGUAAUUAUGAUCAAAGGAACAUUUCUGGUUUGGCUAAGGGAUUGGCUUUGACUAGACAAGAUAAGAUAACUCCAAAAUUGCAAAGAUUCGCCAGGGUUUCUUUGAAUUUGGGUUUACCAAUAAUAAGACCAUUAUGGAUGCUAGGUGCUGAAGAUCCUGCUUGUCAUCUGGCUGUUGAUGAAUUUUCCAUUGGCGAUGAUAUAAUUGUAGCACCUAUCUUACAUAAAGGUUCUAGAAAAAGAGAGAUUUAUCUUCCUGCUGGAGUUUGGAGGGACGGAAUAGACCACACCUUAAGGAAGGGUAGUCGAUGGAUACAUGAAUAUAAGGUAGAAGAACAAGACGUUGCAUAUUUCGAACGAAUGCCAGAUGACACAAGAUUUUGAAUCUCAGAUGUAAAAUAAACCGUUGUUCUAAUUAAUAAUGAACGAUAUAUUGAUAUUUGAAAGACUAGAUUAGAAUAUACUGAGACAUUAACGGUUACUUUUUAAAAUCUACAUUUGUUAGAGUCGAUUGUGUAAAACUCGGAAGACAGAAAAGAUUUUGAUUAGUAACUUUAGCAGCAAGGUUAGAAACAUAGUGAUUGAUGAUCGCUGGUUGGUUGCCUGAAUGUGACAUAGCUAGUAAGAAAUAUCAUGUCAAAUGCAGACGUUUUGAACAGACACUUAAUUUGAUUGUAAAGUGUGGGUGUGUAGGCAUGUACAGUACGACAGAGCGAAGCUCAUUUCAUUCCGGUUUUUCGAUGUGAUCACAUGGAUCUUAAUACAUUAUAGUCGAAAGUGUGCAUUUUGAGACGUUACAGUAAAAGAAUGCAUUUUGAAUGCACAAGCUCGAGAAAUUAUACAUUUUGUUUUGAAAUUACAUUGGAGGAAGCAGAUGGAAAUAAACCCUUUAUUGAAUUUCAUAAAAUACAAGAACGGGUAGCUGAGUUGACAAUAAUUUAAAAUUUUCAGUUCCCAGUAAUAAAGAAACUUAGCUUUAUACCAAUAACUACU